This is a messenger RNA of Closterium sp. NIES-67, 369 nucleotides long. NCBI's taxonomy places the organism in Eukaryota, Viridiplantae, Streptophyta, Zygnematophyceae, Desmidiales, Closteriaceae. The record is from the annotation of a GenBank genome assembly.
GAGGUUAAAAUAGUGACCCCUCUUUCUAGUUGGGCCCAACUAGAAACGACCCUUGAGCGAAUGUUUUGCUUCGCGGUGGAGCGGAAGCUGUUCAGCUGGGACGAGGUGACCGCGGAUCAGGUCAUUUCGGGGAGCCUGGGCACAAUCGACGGGCCGGAGGACGGCGAGGUGACUCAGAAGCUGGUGGAGAUUUUCAUGGGCGCGGGGUACAACGUGAUGGUGAUCAAGAGCGAUCACCGCAUGGAAGGCGGCCCGGAUUCCGCCAAGGUCGAGGUGUGACACUUUUGGGAUAACUCAGAAUUUACGGCGUAUUACAAGAAGGGACCCUUCGAGGUUGCGAAUACUGGAGAUGGUGGGUUUGAGAACUGG